Messenger RNA from Planococcus citri (citrus mealybug), 1099 nucleotides. RefSeq lists its product as uncharacterized. The transcript has 7 exons. The record is from RefSeq and is a predicted model, not a curated record. Bases 128 to 1006 code for a protein of 292 amino acids. NCBI's taxonomy places the organism in Eukaryota, Metazoa, Arthropoda, Insecta, Hemiptera, Pseudococcidae.
UAUGGCAAUUUCAUUGCGGUUAUUAUAUUAAUGAUUAAAUUUCAUUUUAACGGACAUCUAAUAUAUACUAACAUAAUAUAAUACCGAUCAGUUGACGAAACACUUGACUUCUCUGUUCGUGAACAACAUGGCGCAUACGUUAUUUGAUUUUUCGGUGAUCAUUGCACUAAUCCUUCAUUUCGCAAUUGGUGAAAAUAUCGAUCGACCAACCAGAUAUGCACCUGACUCCAACUUCGCGAGUGUAGAAAAUACGAAAACCCCAGAUCAGAACUCCGAAGCUACAUUAUUCGGCGAAUCGGAACCGUUUGGAACACAAGAUCGAGGCAAUUAUUUUAUGUAUCAGCAUGUUCCUAAACCAGAUCAUUAUGAAUUUGCUUAUAAACGAGGAAACGAGCAUCAUUUUAGACAACAUCAUGAAAAAGCUGCACCGCAUGAAGGGCACUUCAAAACACAAACUCGAUGGGGAGAUAAACAUGGAGGCUACGGCGAACAUUACUGGGACUAUAAUCACGGAGGAGAUGCUCACGAAGAAGGUUCCAGUAACGAAGAGAUAUUUGAUCCAUCGCAAACACAAGACGCAAAGACAAUAGCGUACGCUUCGACUCCAUCGGUCGACUCUCGUGCCCCGCACCAAAUCUCCGAAACUCAUAAAACCGAGCAAAAGGAACGUAAGAAGUACUACAGUAAGCCAAAUAAACCCAAGUACGAAGAUAUUCGACAGAAGAAAAAAUACUCGGAAACUGAAUCUCCGCAAAAUGCAGCCAAAGUACAAGAAUACUACGAUAUACCUAAAGUCAAACCGAGACCUUAUGACAAAGACUACUCCCCAGCUGCCGAGACAAAGAAAGCUCAGCAUUAUCAGAACGUGAAUUUAUAUUCCCAAGGAGAGGAAUUCCCUGUAAUGUACGAUACGACUAAGACCCCAUCUACGACUAAUUACGAUCAAGUGCAAUCUUUGAAGUCAUAUUCGUAUGAUCCGGAGGCGAGAGAUGGUUACAUUCUAUAAUUCGAUUCCCCAGGAAUUACCUAGCUUUUCUGUCGACACGAAUUAAUUGUGAUAUUUUUGUACAUAAAUAAAUUUUGUUUUCGUUUUUUAAAA